Messenger RNA from Spodoptera litura, 555 nucleotides. It is a transcript of the gene mRpS16, whose product is annotated as mitochondrial ribosomal protein S16. Lineage: Eukaryota; Metazoa; Arthropoda; Insecta; Lepidoptera; Noctuidae. Gene Ontology annotation, cellular component: mitochondrial small ribosomal subunit; ribosome. Gene Ontology annotation, biological process: mitochondrial translation. The record is from RefSeq and is a predicted model, not a curated record. Gene Ontology annotation, molecular function: structural constituent of ribosome.
AAAACUUCAUGUCGUAUUCCCAUUUUGAGGUUAUUUUCUGUUAUUGAUGUUGUAUUAAAAUAAAUAAAUUACAUAAAUCUGAGAAAUGUCGUUGCCUCCAGCGAGUGGUACCGGCAGAUAUUUUGCUAGAGCCGCAAAAUCUAUACGUUUGAUACGCCAGGGAUGUACAAACAGACCUUUCUUUCAUAUUUCUGUUACCCAUCGAAGGAGACUUAACAGUCAGCCAGUGAUUGAACAGCUAGGCUCUUACGAUCCCAUGCCUAACAUAAACAAUGAGAAGCUAGUGGCUUUGAAUUUGGAACGAAUUAAAUACUGGCUGGGCCAAGGUGCUCAUGUCACAAAUCCUGUUGCUGAACUUCUUGGACUAUCUGGCUUCUUCCCCAUCCACCCUCGCUCCUACAUGACAGCUUGGAGAAACAGAAGGACAGAAAGAGAGAAUGUAGCCAAGUUAGAGGAGCAGAAAGCUAAAGAGAAUACUACUUCAUAACACCUUAUUUAUUAAUUUAGUACCUAUAUGUAGAUUAUUAUAGUAAAAUAAAUGUUAUUGUGAAAUUG